Lactuca saligna is the source of this 3267-nucleotide messenger RNA. The record is from the annotation of a GenBank genome assembly. Lineage: Eukaryota; Viridiplantae; Streptophyta; Magnoliopsida; Asterales; Asteraceae.
AUGGUGAGGGACAUAUAUAAGGGUCAAGAAUUGAUUGAUGUGGUGUUUUCUUGGUCUCUGGCUGACGUUCUUAACAGAAAUCUGUACAAUGGAAAGGUAACAGAGAUUCCCAAGACAUUUUCAUCUGUCUCUGACUAUACCAAGUCUUUCUUCUAUCCGCUUCUUGAAGAAAUACAUGCGGACUUGCUAUCAAAGAUACUAGAAGUCAACCGUUCUCCUACUGCUGAGAUUGUUAGUGUGAAAAAGUCCAAAGGUUUAUUAUACACCAUUAUGCUUAAGAGGCAUCAAGGAUCUUAUGUACCUGUGGUUGGAGAUCUCAUUACUUUGACUGAUGUAAGGCCAAAAUCUGUUGAUGAUCUGAAGAAGCCAAACAAGUCUUUCCUCAUUGCUUUUGUGCAAGACUGUAUCCUUAUGAAGAAAUCAGAAUGUCAACUUUUGGUUUUGUCAUCAAAGCCAAUCAAUCAACAAGAGGAUGAAGAUACUUAUAGUGGGAACGAUGUAAAACAUUUUGCUGUUCACCUUACAAGUUUGACAACAUAUAUUGGUAUUUCGCAAGCCCUUCAUGCAAACCUAAAAGGUGAUACACUGAAGAUGAUUGAAUCUGUGCUCCGAGUUGACUAUUCUGUUGAAGUAAAUUGUGCUGAAUGUUCAGUUGAUACAACUAGAGACAUGAAUUUAGAAAAGAUGAGGGAAGCUCUCAAAUCAUUUCAGCUUAAUAGUUCUCAAGAAGCUGCUGUUUUGAGCUGCAUUGCUACAAGAGAAUGCAGUCACCAAAAAACAUUAAGGUUAAUAUGGGGACCUCCAGGGACUGGAAAGACAAAUACUAUUGGUUGGUUAUUAUUUAUGUUGCUGAGGAUGAAAUGCAGAACCCUGACUUGUGCUCCUACGAAUAUUGCAGUUGUAGGAGUUACCAAAAGAGUUUUGAGCUUGGUGAAGGAUUCAUUGCUAUAUGGUACUUAUGGUUUAGGAGAUAUAGUUUUAUUUGGUGGAGAAAGAAUGAAGAUAGACGAUUGUAAAGACCUUUCAAACGUAUUCUUAGAAUUCCGUGUCAAGAUUCUUGCUGAUAGUUUGAGAGAAUGGAAAGAUAUCAGUGAGUGGAUGAUUAGUUUCCUUGAGGAUCCUCAAGAGAAGUACCACUUAUGCUCAACAGAGAAGCAACAUGUUAUGCCUUUUCAGCAGUUUGUGGUGAAGGAGUUCAGCUUCUAUGGAAAUCGUCUUAUAUCUUGUAUUGAAAGCUUGUACAUGCAUAUGCCAACAUCUGUCAUUUCAGCUGAGGCAGCUAAACAAAUGAAUGUGCUUGUUCAUUCUCUUAAAGUUCUUGAAGAACUAAUGACACAAACAGUUAUUUGUGAAGACUUGAAUCGAUUAUACGAUUCAAGCACAGGAGUAAUUGUUAGUUUAGAUCGCUGUAUAAUGUCAUGCCUUGAGAUACUCGUAUACCUUCGAAGCACACUGUGUUUUCCAAAAUUUGAGAAAGAUUAUAAAAUUAAAAAAUUUUGUUUGGCGAAUGCCUGUUUGGUAUUUUCCACAGCAUCGAGCUCCAUCAACUUGAGUUAUGGGACAAAACCUUUGGAGUUUCUUGUCAUUGAUGAGGCUGCUCAGCUAAAGGAAUGUGAAUCUCUUAUACCUUUGCAGCUUCGAGGUCUUAAACAUGUUAUUCUAGUUGGGGAUGAAAGACAACUCCCAGCCACAGUUCAAAGCAAGAUUAGUGAGGAGGCUGGAUUCGGAAGGAGCUUAUUUGAGAGGCUUGUAUCCCUAGGGCAUAAGAAGCACCUUCUUAAUGUUCAAUACAGGAUGCAUCCAUCCAUAAGCCAGUUCCCAAAUAGGGAAUUCUAUGACAAACAAAUCUUCGAUGGUGUGAAUGUCAAGAGCAAUGGUUAUGGGAAGCGUUUUCUCCAAGGAAGUAUAUAUGGGUCGUACUCUUUUAUAAAUGUAAGUUCUGGUAGAGAGGAGUUUGAUAAGAGUCAUAGCAUGAGAAAUAUCAUGGAAGCGGCUAUUGUGGCUGAAAUCAUUUCAAAUCUCUAUAAAGAAUCUGUUUCAAGAAAACAAAGGGUAAGCGUUGGUUGCAUAUCACCAUAUAAGGCUCAGGUAAAUGCAAUACUGGAUAAACUUGGCAAUAAGUAUAUGGAUUCUGAAGAUUACUUCUCUGUGAAUGUCCGAUCUGUUGAUGGCUUUCAAGGGAGUGAGGAGGAUGUAAUUAUUAUAUCCACAGUGAGAUGUAAUGGUAGAGGGUCUGUUGGUUUUCUUUCAGAUCAUCGAAGAACAAAUGUGGCAUUAACUAGAGCUAGAUAUUGCUUGUGGAUUUUGGGAAAUGGAUCGACUUUGAUGAAUAGUGGCUCUAUUUGGAAGUAUAUAGUUGUUAAUGCUAAAGACCGUGGUCGUUUUUACAAUGCUAGUGAAGACAAAAACUUGGCUCAAGCUGCCAUGUUUGCUUUAGUUGAGCUUCGUCAGUUUAAUAACUUAUUCAAUAAGGAUUCAUUUCUUUUUAAUGGGGUAAAAUGGCAGGUAAGGUUUAAUGACAAGUUCUUGGAGACAAUUGCGGGAUUCAGGGACUCUAUUUGUAAGGAAGUGGUUACUCUUCUAGUUCAACUUUUGAGUGGUUGGCAAAAAGAUGGGAACCAUAAAGUGAACAUACCAGGAACAUGUAUGCAUAAUCUGGAAUCUUACAAUGUAACACAAGACUUGUGUUUGAUUUGGGCUGUAGAUUUUGUAGUAGAAAAUUCACUUUGCAUUCAGGUGAUAAAGAUUUGGGAUGUUUUGCCAGCCACCAAGAUUGAACAACUGGCAAAGAUAUUAGUGGAAAAGGUAUAUGGUAAUUAUACUGUCAAUAUGAUGAACCGCUGCAUGGAAAAGCACGUUGAUGGGAAGUUGAUGCUUCCAAUUACAUGGCCUAUGAAUUCAGACUCUGAUAUAAGCUGGUCCUUCAAAAAUCAUUUAGAUGCAACAAGAGCUACAAGUGUUUGGAAUUCCAGAUAUAAAAGGAUGAAAGGUACUUAAUGGGACGUAGCUAUGGAACUGAUUGGACCAACUUGAUAAAAUUGCACGGGCUACAUUGGGCCUGCUUCACAUGCAACAGUUUACUAAAGUUAUGGCAGAAGUGAAGGAAAAUGAAAUAUUGGUGUAAGGUUUCGGCGCAAAAAGUUCAGUAAACACCACCGGAGUUGUUCAACUAUAUAUAUCAAUGAUUGUGCUUUUAUUAGCUAGCUAGCAACAAUUGGCCAGAUCAUAACAGUUAGUAGUUAGUCUUAAAUGUAUUGAUCGCUGCGU